Messenger RNA from Opisthorchis viverrini, 189 nucleotides. RefSeq lists its product as hypothetical. The transcript has 2 exons. Bases 1 to 189 code for a protein of 62 amino acids. NCBI's taxonomy places the organism in Eukaryota, Metazoa, Platyhelminthes, Trematoda, Opisthorchiida, Opisthorchiidae. The record is from RefSeq and is a predicted model, not a curated record.
AUGAAAAAAGGAGCGGCUGAAAAAUUGGAAAUACGAUUAGACCACAGCAAUAAAUGUGCAACUACCUACCCCACCUCCCAAAUCAUCGGUGAACGAAACUGUGGCAGCUACAGCCAUUGUACAACUAGUAUGCGGUUCUUACAGCUGAUCAUGAUGAUGACGAGGAUGAUGAAAAACCAGUUUCUAUGA